GACUUGCGAGGGUGGUUUAUAAUAACAGUGUGGCUAGCUAGAUUUAUGGACUCAAACAAAUCAAGUAUGCAAACGAGUCUCUGUUUAUUGUGGAAUUAUUUUGCGCUGAAGCACGAAGAAACAAAUGUAGAUAGUUCUGAGAUGCGUGCUGUUUAAACUCGCACCUCAAUGUAGAGGUGGUUUUCAUAAAUCAUGAUAACCAAUUAGACAGCUAGAUCUAGCGGAUACUAGCACAGCUGCUAGUUUGUCGAGGGAGCUAAUAGCGAAAACGAGUUGACAACUGAGUUGACACUGGACAAAACGUUUUGCUCUCGUUUUACACAUUAUAAUAUAUCAUGUAAAACGCCGAGUCUCAGAGUGAGACAAGAACAUCGUAUUUCCAAGAUUGCUUUGUGGUUGAUAUCACUGCAAUUUCACGGAUAACCCCGUUUGGCUUGGCUUAGCAAGCUAGCUAACUAGCUCUUCUGUUAGUUAGCUAGCAGAACAUUCCCUAUUUAUAUCCGUUCUACUGGAAAUGGUAGACGCUCUGAUGUACUCAUGGAGAAGGCGGCCUUUGAGGGGUGGCUGGAAUCGGUCUCCGCCUCCUACCUGGCGCUGAGCGACGCGCAGCGGAACCAGUCGCUGGACCGGCUGAUCUCGGUGAGCGGCGCGGCCCAGCUGAAGCACCUGUCGACGGGGCUGGAGACGCUGCUGAAGAGGGACUUCCUGCGCCUGCUGCCGCUAGAGCUGGCCUUUUAUCUGCUGCGCUGGCUCGACCCCGACACGCUGCUCACCUGCUGCCUCGUCUGCAAGCAGUGGAACAAGGUGAUCAGCGCCUGUACCGAGGUGUGGCAGGGCGUGUGCCAGGAGCUGGGCUGGCGCAUCGACGACGACAUCCAGGACCCGCUGCACUGGAAGCAGAUCUACCUGAAGGCCAAGCGCCGCACCAGGCAGCUGCGGGAGGAGGAGGCCUUCGAGACCUCCUCGCUCAUCGGACACAGCGCCCGCGUCUACGCCCUCUACUACAAAGACGGCCUCCUCUGCACAGGUUCAGAUGACCUCUCUGCCAAGCUGUGGGAUGUCCGCACCGGCCAGUGCAUCUAUGGCAUCCAGACGCACACCUGUGCCACUGUCAAGUUCGACGAGCAGAAGCUGGUGACCGGCUCCUUUGACAACACCAUUGCAUGCUGGGAGUGGAGCACGGGCGCCAGGAUUCAGCAGUUUCGCGGGCACACGGGAGCAGUGUUCAGUGUGGACUAUAAUGAUGAGCUGGACACCCUGGUGAGUGGCUCUGCUGACUUCUCCGUCAAGGUGUGGGCUCUGUCGGCAGGGGCCUGCCUCAACACGCUCACCGGCCACACGGAGUGGGUCACCAAGGUUCUUCUGCAGAGAUGUGAGGUGGAGUCCAUGAUGCACAGUCCUGGGGACUACAUCCUACUGAGUGCUGACAAGUAUGAGAUCAAGGUGUGGCCCAUUGGCAGGGAGAUCAACUGCGAGUGCUUGAAGACGCUGUGUGUGUCGGAGGACCGCAGUGUGUGUCUGCAGCCGCGGCUCCAGUUCGACGGCCGCUACAUCAUCUCCAGCUCUGACGUGGGCCUCUACCAGUGGGACUUCGCCAGCUUCGACAUCCUCAGGGUCAUCAAGACGCAGGACUUCACCAACCUGUCUCUGCUGAGCUUCGGCAGUGUGUUUGCCCUGCUGUUCGACCACAGCUACCUGUACGUGAUGGACCUGCGCACGGAGGGCAUCACGGGCCGCUGGCCGCUGCCCGCCUACCGCAAGUCCAAGCGCGGCUCCAGCUUCCUGCCGGGGGCCACCGCCUGGCUCAACGGCCUGGACGGCCACAACGACUCGGGCCUGGUGUUCGCCACCAGCAUGCCCGACCAUAGCAUUCACCUGGUGCUGUGGAGGGAGAACGGCUAGAGGGUGACCAACAACACACCACCCACCUCGCCCACCUAAUCUAACAAGAGACUGGCCUGGAUGGACAGACAGACGUGUGGGGAUUGUGUGUGUGUGGACUGACAGAGGGGGGGGAGGUGGGGGUCAUCUCCGCCAGUGUUGGAGGAGUGGGGGACACAGAGGGGGAGGGAAAGGGGGGUGGUCCAUCUCUGCCAGUGUUGGAGGUGAGCGUGAGAGACUGAGGGCGAGGAGGGAGGAGAGAUUGGAGGAGACAUAGCCAAGGGUGCUCUUUAAACUUCAAACAAUGAAACAAACAACUGAAAAAGAAAAACAAAACGGCCAACUUGGAUAAUGCAUGGACCAAAGUCUUCUCGUUAUUGGAGGGUUGGGGUGGGAGGGGGUGGGGUAUUUUUUUAUUAUAAGUCUAAUAAUUAUUUUGCUUUUAAGUUGACAUGACUAUUUUUUUUAAACAUACUGGCAAAUUCAUAACUACAUUUGCAAACGCAGACACGCAUGCGCUCACACACACACACACACACACACACACACACACACACACACACACACACACACACACACACACACACCGCUUUUAGAUAGUGUGAGUAGAGCAUACAGAAGCUGUGUCAUUGUCAGCAGAGUGUGAGCGGUGAUGCACACAGGCUAAGGUGGGCAGCAGUAGCACACCACCACCACCACCACCAUCAUCAUCAUCAUUGUUUUUCUUCGUCCUCUUCUAUUCAUCAUCUAACCUUUUGGCCCGCUCUACAUCCCCAUUCCUCACAAGAGAAUAGACUCCUCAUAACAUGGGGACAAAUAAAGACCAUUUGUGGAUGAAGAAAGCGUUUUUUUUGACGUUUCCACUUGAUUUGGACGGAAGGUGACCUCCCCCCCUGACAAUUACGGGCCACAUGCCCAGCUCAGAAAGCCAUCGCCAUAAUCACCGACCUCAUCACCUGACUCAGCUUACUGAUCUGACUCUCAUGACUACUGGUGAGCAAAACCCUGUGGGAGAUGUUGCCUUAAAGUACCACUUUUGUUUCUUCUUGUCUUUCUUUUGUUUUUUCUUCUUCAUUUCCUCUUUUCUUUCUUUAUUUCAUCUUUGUUUUGUUUUGUUGGGUGGCUAAAUGUUCCUUCAAGACGUUUUGGUCUCUUCGUUUAAAAAAAAACUUUCCAUCAAUACAUCCAUACAUUCAUAACAGCACAGGUUUUUCUAAUUGACAAUUAGGAACAGUUCACACAAUGUCAAAAGCAUCAAGCAUGGUAAAAUAAAAAGUCCUUGGGUUGGACAAAAACUUCA
Molecule: messenger RNA, 3181 nt
Organism: Engraulis encrasicolus (European anchovy)
Lineage: Eukaryota; Metazoa; Chordata; Actinopteri; Clupeiformes; Engraulidae
Gene: fbxw2
Product: F-box and WD repeat domain containing 2
Exons: 8
Coding region: 538-1902 (454 amino acids)
Molecular function (GO): protein binding
Source: RefSeq, a predicted model, not a curated record